UAUAUUAAACAAUUUAAGAAGAAUUAUGAAGAAUUAACAUCUAGAUUAUUUAAACUUUAUAAUGAAACAAUCUUCGAAAAAAAGCUACCAGAAGAUAUGAGUAUCACAUGGAAUAAAAGGUUAUUAAGAACAGCAGGUUAUUGUGCCUAUAAGCGUUGCCAUGGUAAACAUGUUGCUAGAAUUGAACUUUCUACUAAAGUCUGUGAUAAUGCAGAAAGAGUACGAGAUACCUUAAUACAUGAAUUAUGUCAUGCUGCUGUGUGGAUGUUAAAUCAAAGAACAGACGGACAUGGUCCUUACUGGAAAUACUGGGCCAGAAAAUCAAAUUUAAGUCACCCAGAAUUACCAAUUAUAAGUAGAUGUCAUAAUUACAGUAUAUCUACUAAAUAUACUUAUACAUGUACACAGUGUGGAUAUCAAAUUGGCCGUCAUUCAAAGUCUCUGGAUACGACUAAGAAAGUUUGUGGACACUGUCAUGGACGAUUUGAAUUGAUGGGAACUCCAGGAUCCAAGGAAGGAACGCCACGCACACCAAAUAAAUUUGCUUUAUUUGUGAAAGAGAAUUAUGGCAGUGCCAAGAAGACUAACUCUGAUUUCAAACAUAAAGAAAUAAUGCAGUUAUUGAGUCAACAAUUUGCAGAGAAAACAAAGCUUGAUUCUUAA
Molecule: messenger RNA, 663 nt
Organism: Lottia gigantea (owl limpet)
Lineage: Eukaryota; Metazoa; Mollusca; Gastropoda; Lottiidae
Exons: 5
Cellular component (GO): nucleus
Source: RefSeq, a predicted model, not a curated record